Populus trichocarpa (black cottonwood) is the source of this 909-nucleotide messenger RNA. RefSeq names its product transcription factor MYB4. The transcript has 3 exons. The coding region runs from base 101 to 871 and encodes 256 amino acids. NCBI's taxonomy places the organism in Eukaryota, Viridiplantae, Streptophyta, Magnoliopsida, Malpighiales, Salicaceae. The record is from RefSeq and is a predicted model, not a curated record.
ACUGCUGCAUAAUCAAAGUGAUACGGGGUGCCAAGAAAAUUGGAGCUCUUGAGGGGCACACGCAGAGAGGAAUUAAGAGAGUAAGAGAGAGGGUGUGAGAAUGGUGAGAACUCCAUGCUGUGAUAAAACUGGACUAAAGAAGGGUGCUUGGACACCAGAAGAAGAUAGGAAACUAAUGGCUUAUGUUACUAGAUAUGGCUGUUGGAAUUGGAGACAACUUCCCAAGUUUGCAGGUCUACAAAGGUGUGGUAAAAGUUGCAGAUUGAGAUGGCUGAAUUACUUGAGGCCAAAUAUCAAGAGAGGGAAUUACAGUAAAGAAGAAGAGGAAACCAUCAUCAGCUUACAUGAAACAAUGGGGAACAGAUGGUCUGCCAUCGCUGCCCAGUUACCGGGUAGAACUGACAACGAGAUAAAGAACCAUUGGCACACAAAUUUGAAGAAACGCUUGAGAAAGAAAUCAGUACUGGAAGCGAAGGAAAUGUCCUCAGAUGAUGAUCUGUCUCAAGAUGACAAGAACCAAGAGAAAGACACAGAAGAAACAGACAUAAGCACACAAAAUCCUGCCACGAGUAAUGAAAUAAUUGAAAGCCCCUCGAGUACAAUGUCCCCUCAAGCUUCAUCUAGUGAUAUUUCAACCAUUGAUAACGUAGCAGCAACGGACUGGGACCUCAUUUCUGAUAAUAAUUUUGCUUUCUUGGAGGCAUACGAGGCCCCUAGUGGAAAUUUCUGGACCGAACCAUUCUUGUCUGACGAUUAUUUCAUGCCAAAUGAUUUUAUGGCACCCUUGGUGGACCCUGACUCCCCAUUUUUUGAUGGAGAAUUUUCAAGCCCUUUUGCUUUCAUCGAUAUGGAGGAUUGCAACCUGUACUAAAAUUUGCUAAACAAUUUACAAAUAUUUUGAUUCUCUCU